Haliotis rubra (blacklip abalone) is the source of this 2752-nucleotide messenger RNA. RefSeq names its product formin-like protein 14. Lineage: Eukaryota; Metazoa; Mollusca; Gastropoda; Lepetellida; Haliotidae. The transcript is spliced from 18 exons. The record is from RefSeq and is a predicted model, not a curated record. Gene Ontology annotation, biological process: cell surface receptor protein tyrosine kinase signaling pathway; intracellular signal transduction. The coding region runs from base 299 to 2086 and encodes 595 amino acids.
CUGAUCACCAGUCCUUCGUUUCGUAACCCCCCCAUCCCAAUCAGAGUCUUCCUUGCUGGGAGGCAUACACACCUCCCCUGUCUAAUUUGCCGCAAAUCAGUUGGGUUUUCGUAGCCACUAAGUCUUGUUGACUUGCUAAUCCACGAGAGUGUUCGUUUCGUCACGGAUGACAGCCACAAGAAUUUAGUGUCAAACUGUCUGUAUACAGACUUCGCUGGACAUUGUAAAAAUACUUUCGUUUCGUGCUGAAUCCUCAGUUAAAGUUGCUGGUUUAAAGUUUCGUCACCGAGUUGUUCGGAUGAGUCGCGGGUUUGACUCCAUUAGUUUGCACUUUCAACACAAACGCCGUUGUCAGCAGUACAGCUUCAUAAUGCAUGAACGGUGUGGAACUAAGAAAAAGAAUCGGAAAUCAUUCAUGGAUACUAUUAUGCCAACUUAUGCGAUGACAUCUAAAGGCAAAAGCAGGGCAGCAUUACCAACGCCAGGCAGACAGUCAGGUGCGCCACCACUCCCAGCACGAAGGGUGGCACCACCUCCUCCACAGCCAAGUGCAGAAGAGGAGGAAUCAGAUGACGAUGUCAAUUAUGAAGAACCAUCAGCCCAAACUGAACAGAAUAUACCACAGGAGAUUUAUGAUGACUUUUCGGAGGACACAGAUGAUUUCCCCCCACCCUCUUCAUCCCCUCCCUUACCCCCACCCCCUUCUAGGUCAGCUCGUCCACUACCGGUGCCACAGGAAUCACAGGAUCUUUAUGAUGAAUUUGAUUUGGAGGCAGCUCCAGAAAUUAGCCCAUACAACCCGUCCAAGCAUGAAGAACAGGGAGAGAUUUAUGAUGAGUUUGAGGAAGUAGGAACAGAUGAAGUGUACGCGGACCCUGACGAGGAUAAUCCACCCCCACCUCCUCCCAGUAACUUCCCGAAGAAACCUGGUAAUAAAGCACCACCCCUUCCUCCCAUGGGGAACAGACGAGGAUCACAGCCACUGCCUCCACCCCCCAGGGCCACAAAACAUGAGGAUCUUCCACUUCCAGCACCUCCUAUUGAAGAUGAUAUUUAUGACGGCCCAGAUGACGAUGACCAGAAUUUAUACCAAGAAGAAGAUGAUGGUGUUCCCCCACCUCCACCUCCGCCAAAUGCAAACCGGGCCAAGGUCAUCAAACCACCCCCAAGGAAGGCACAUGACGAGAAGAAGGAGAAAAAGGUUGCUGCCAAUUCUCCAUUCGUGCCACAGAUCGGACUGUCUGCCCUGCAAGGUGCUAUUGGGAAGCUGAGGAAGGUCUCGGACGAUAGAACGGUGGACGACAAGAACAAGAAAAAUGAGAAAAACCAAGAUGAAAAAUCAAAAGAUAAAACAAGUAUGUUUUCGGAUGGGAGCAGAUCAGAAGAUUCAAAUAAUAACAAGAGUCCAGUCCCUGUAUUAAAACCCCUCAAACCCAAACCCGAAAUUCCCAAACUACCUGAAAUGAAAAAAGAAGAGAAAAGCUCUUCUGUUUCCAACAUUACCAACAGGUUUGGAGGCGUUAAGUCAUUGGUUAGCGAUAUGAAUUCAAGGCCAGACCUUCCAUCCAAACCAAAACCGCCCGCUAAAACGAAAGAUAAAGAAGAAAGUGGGGUGAAGACUGUCAUUCUUCCGAAGCUGCCCCCGUCGAUACCUACAGUGACACCUACAGUGGAGGUCGUGUCCCUCCCUACGUACGAGGACGAUGAUGAGGAAAUAUAUGAUGAUGCACAGACUGCUGAUCUGGAUCCGUUGUCGAAGUACGCCUGGUAUCAUGGGAAGAUAAAUCGUACAGAUGGCAACGCACGACUUAAAAGCGUAGGAAUGGAUGGGACGUACUUGGUGAGGAAAAGUGAUAAGGACCCAAAUCAACCAUACACAAUGCAGGUGCUGUUUGAGGACAGAGUCAACAACCUCAAAGUUCGACUUCGAGAAGACAAACGCUUUGCACUUGGGGAGGCCAAGCCAAAUGAAAUUACAUUCAAAGAUGUGCUGGGCAUGAUCACUCACCACAAAGUACAUCCAGUUUUGCUGAUUGGUGCACAACAAGGGGAGAUCACUCUCAGGGAGACACCCAAGAAGAACUAGGACAAGAUCAAAGGGACAUCACUCUCAUCACUUCCCUGACUAAUCUUUACAAAGAAAUUGCAACAAAAUAAAUAAUUGAUGUCUGUGAAGCAUCAAUAGUAUGUAAAUCACAUUGUACACUCUGUAUAUAUCAUUAAUGAUUAUAUAUAUUGAAAUAGAAAGACAAAACCCUUUCCACUUUCAUCAUUUCAUAAAUGCUUCAAGUCUAUUACUACAUGCUAAGAAAUUUGCUCUUUAAUACAUAUAUGCAAUGGCUUUGAAUCAAUUAGGAAAUAUUUAUUGAAGAGGUCCAGUCUGGUUGUAGUAUUGCGUGUCCAUGCAUGUUGAGUGCUAUUUUUGUUUUGUAUAUAAAGCAUAUAUAUAUUUGUACUGCGAAGUCCCUGUGAAGUUUGUUAUGACUGGAUCAUUUGUCAAUCAUGUUUUCACAUAUUUCAUGUUGUUGUCUCUACAAACAUAAUCUCAAUAUAUUUUUAAAAAUCAUUUUUGUAUAGCAAGGUAAUCAUAAUUAAUGUGGAGCAUCAUCAAAGGAUUAUCACACUCAUUUAGCUUCUGAAACUGUAGAUGUGAAAGAAAAAGUGGUGAAAGUUUGACAUUGCAUUUUUUCAUGAAAGUCAUUUCAGAUUUUUAUUGUUUCAUCAUUAAUGGGAUCAUGAUAAAAAGUAAGUA